Molecule: messenger RNA, 823 nt
Organism: Neolamprologus brichardi
Lineage: Eukaryota; Metazoa; Chordata; Actinopteri; Cichliformes; Cichlidae
Source: RefSeq, a predicted model, not a curated record
GUUGGAAUCCUGGGAAAUAUUAUUCUCCUGAAAGUUCUGGUUCAAAAGAGGAGACUGUGGAGCCUAUCGGACACCUUUAUUCUCCACCUGAGUAUUGCGGACAUCCUCCUCCUGUUAAUGCUGCCCUUCUGGGCUGCACAGACAACUCAGCUUUGUGACUCGUUUUGGGGGAUUUUCAGCCGGGCCUUUGGGGUCGUUUUCAAGCUCAACUACUUCUGUGGGGUCCUUCUGCUGGUUUGCAUCAGUCUUCAAAACUAUCUGUCAUCCAUUCGUGGCAUCCAGUUAUAUUCCCACAGGAGGCGCUGGUUAGUUCAUAUCAGCUGCCUGUUAGUCUGGCUUAUCUCUGUCAUCCUCACUGCACCUGACUGGAUUUUCCUGGUGGUUAAAAAUAAUUACACAGAAGAGAAAACAUGUGUUCACAUCUACCCUCAAUCUGGAACUGAUUGGCAGUUGUGGUCACGCCUGCUACACCACAUAUUUGGCUUGGUGCUACCUGCAUUCAUGCUGAUGAUCUUCUCACAUAUGCUAUGGCGGCAGUGCAGCUCUAAUGGGGCCCGAAUGCAGAGAAAUAUCACCGUCAUCCUGUCUCUGGUGGUUGUAUUCUGUCUGUGUUGGAUGCCGUACAACUUCAUACUUGUUUUGGACACUGUCCAGAACAGACUUCAGAAACAUCUUAACGAUUCACAUGAAGGUUCUGAAGGUUCACUAAAAACACUUCUCAUGGUCACCUCUGCUAUAGGCUGCCUUCACGCCAGCCUGAGGCCUCUGCUGUAUCUCGGCCUGUGUGGAAACUUCAGGCAACACUUACUGGCCAUGCUGAGAU